Molecule: messenger RNA, 863 nt
Organism: Elgaria multicarinata webbii
Lineage: Eukaryota; Metazoa; Chordata; Lepidosauria; Squamata; Anguidae
Product: von Willebrand factor D and EGF domain-containing protein-like
Exons: 5
Coding region: 1-624 (207 amino acids)
Source: RefSeq, a predicted model, not a curated record
AUGGAGCGGCGCGCGUGGCUGCUCUUCUUCCUGGCCUCGGCGGGGGGGCCGCUCUUGGCGCGCGCGCUGCCCUCCAAGGCGUCGCGCGGCGUCGCCGUCCCUUUUGUCUUCGACCCGCACGCCGUCUGCAGCCCGCCUUGCCAGCACGGGGGCCUCUGCAUCCGGAAUAGCACCUGCUUCUGCUCCAAGGGCUACGAGGGCGAGCGCUGCCAGUAUGCAAUUUGUUACCCAAAAUGUAAAAAUGGUGGGAAGUGUCUCAGACCUGGAAAAUGCAGGUGCCAGCCUGGCUACGGAGGAAGAUAUUGUCAUAAAGUAAGCUGUGAGGGAGGAUGUCAAAACGGCGGGGAAUGCAUCUCUGUCAGCGGGGUGGUAAAGUGCCUUUGUGCUUCAGGCUGGACAGGAUCAAGAUGCCAAGAAGCGGUUUGUCCACAGGGGUGUCGGAACGGAGCAGCUUGCGUGGCUCCUGGAAUCUGCAGCUGUGCAACUGGAUGGGUUGGUGGGGCGUGUCAUAUAGCAUUGUGUAGGCUGCCUUGUCACCACGGAGGCAAAUGUAUCGCUCCAGAUGUGUGCAGAUGCCGUUCACCAUACUCUGGUAGGCAGUGUACAAAGAAAAUGAAGCAGUGAAACAACCUCUCCAAAGAUGACUUCUGUUAUCUUAAUGAAUAAACGUUGGGAGAAAGAAGAAUGUUUGCUUUAUGGUUAUUUCUUCUUCAUUCUUUUUGUUAAUCUGGUUGUAUGUUUAAUGAAAGCUCUCCUAUACUAAAGGGCAUUUUUAAAAAGAAUUUCCUGAAAGUAUCAAAGCAGUUGAAUGUGUUUCAAACUAUGUGUGAAUGUGGAGAAUUUGGAUGCAUGUGGGUACUCAU